UCUUUCCCGCGCCGCCUCCUGUACAGUUGGUCUCUCUGCGCGCACUGAGGAGAUUUUUAUUCACGUAGAAAAUCGCCGGAGCAGACAUGCCGAGUGUGGAGGAGCUGUACCGUAACUAUGGCAUCCUGGCCGACGCCAAGGACGACGUAAGCCAGCACAAAGCUGCAUAUCAGGUUAUCCUGGAUGGUGUGAAAGGAGGUGCAAAAGAGAAGAGGUUGGCGGCUCAGUUCAUCCCCAAGUUCUUUAAACAUUUUCCAGAUCUUUCUGACUCUGCACUCAAUGCCCAGCUGGACCUGUGUGAAGAUGAGGAUGUUUCGAUUCGUCGUCAAGCCAUUAAAGAACUGUCGCAGUUUGCCACUGGAGAGAACCUCCCCCGUGUGGCAGACAUUCUUACCCAGCUUUUGCAGUCAGAUGACUCUGCUGAGUUCAAUUUGGUGAACAAUGCUUUGCUGAGCAUAUUCAAAAUGGAUGCUAAAGGCACAUUGGGAGGCUUGUUCAGCCAGAUCCUUCAAGGAGAAGAUAUAGUCCGUGAGCGAGCCAUUAAAUUCCUCUCCUCUAAGAUGAGAACCCUUCCUGAAGAUGUUCUGACCAAGGAUGUGGAGGAUUUAAUAUUAUCUGAAUCAAAGAAGGUUUUGUAUGACGUCACAGGAGAAGAAUUUGUUCUGUUCAUGAAAAUCCUUUCUUCACUGAAAAACCUACAGACAGUUAGCGGCAGACAGCAGCUGGUGGAUUUAGUGUCUGAGCAAGCAGGACUGCACCAAACUCUCAACCCAGCAGACCCCGACUCUGUGGAUCGCCUGCUCCAGUGUAUGCGCCAGGCAGUGCCCCUGUUUUCAAAAAACGUCCACUCGACAAAGUUUGUGACACAUUUCUGUGAGCACGUUCUGCCCAUCCUAAGUACUCUGACCAGUCCAGCUGAGGGCAUUGAUGUCCAGUUAGAGGUACUCAAGCUGUUGGCUGAGAUGAGCUCCUUCUGUGGUGACAUGGACAAAUUAGAAUCAAACUUGAACAAACUUUUUGAUAAGUUGUUGGAAUACAUGCCACUUCCACCCGAAGAAGUAGAAAACGGAGAGACCUCUGCAAACGAGGAGCCAAAACUGCAGUUCAGUUAUGUUGAAUGUUUACUCUUCAGUUUCCAUCAGCUUGGCAGGAAAAUGCCCGACUUCCUGAUCGACAAAGUCGAUGCAGACAAACUGAAAGAUUUCAAAAUCCGGCUGCAGUACUUUGCCAGAGGACUCCAGGGAUACAUAAGACAGCUCCGCUUGGCUCUGCAGGGAAAAACUGGGGAUUCGCUAAAAACAGAGGAGAACAAAAUCAAAGUGGUAGCCCUGAAGAUAACAAACAACAUUAAUGUUUUGAUCAAGGAUCUGUUCCAUAACCCUCCAUCCUACAAGAGCACCGUCACUCUGUCGUGGAAACCAGUCCAGAAGACCGACGUUGGGCAAAAAAGGUCAGGUGAAGACACGUCUUCUAGUUCUCCUCCCAAAAAACCUAUUCCAGGACCAAAGAGGGAUUCCAGACAGAUCUAUAACCCUCCAAGUGGGAAAUACAGCGGAAGCUUGGGAAAUUUCUCUUACGAACAGAGAGGAGGAUUCCGUGGAGGCCGGGGGCGAGGUUGGGGAGGACGUGGGAAUCGCAGUGGAGACAGUGUUUAUUGAUGUGGACCCACAAACAUAAGACCUGCAGUAAUCACUGUAGUUGGGCUGGACUGCUGACCACCUUCCAACGGCAACAGACUUUGACAUGAAGCGUUUAAGCGUUCUUUCUACCUUUGUAUGUACCUACUGUUUUUUGUAUUCAGACGUUGCUGCAGCUUCACCCACGAGUCAGACACUGCACAUCCAGGAUCAUGAACUGCUUCCUAUGUGCAGAUCUUCUACCAGAGCGCUAGCGUAUACCUUAUGGGUCGAAGACUUUCCAGUGAACGUUCCAGUUGGUGUAGACAUAGUUCAUGAAUCUCCAAGGCUGCAGAAAUCCUUUGAAGCCCAGACGGAGCAAUGGUUUUAAUUUCUGAGCCGUAGUUAACAUUUUUCGUUCAUUGCCAAAGUAUGCCUUCAUCCCAAGGAUCUCUGCAUGUCUGAGUGCAUAAGGUAUUAGACGCCUCUUUCCAUUUCAGUUUUUGGUUUGGUCCAAUAGAUAUUUUUUUUUCUUUUUUCUUUUUUUGUUAUUUAUUCUUUCACAGUAAAGCUGCGGCACUACAGCGGGUUUAAUUUUUGUCUCCUUUUUAUUUUGCUUUUAUCUCAUUUCC
Bufo gargarizans (Asiatic toad) is the source of this 2248-nucleotide messenger RNA. It is a transcript of the gene API5, whose product is annotated as apoptosis inhibitor 5. Gene Ontology annotation, molecular function: RNA binding. The transcript has 14 exons. NCBI's taxonomy places the organism in Eukaryota, Metazoa, Chordata, Amphibia, Anura, Bufonidae. Gene Ontology annotation, biological process: negative regulation of apoptotic process. Gene Ontology annotation, cellular component: nucleus. The coding region runs from base 87 to 1658 and encodes 523 amino acids. The record is from RefSeq and is a predicted model, not a curated record.